Molecule: messenger RNA, 811 nt
Organism: Drosophila takahashii
Lineage: Eukaryota; Metazoa; Arthropoda; Insecta; Diptera; Drosophilidae
Product: TP53-regulated inhibitor of apoptosis 1
Biological process (GO): phospholipid translocation
Cellular component (GO): mitochondrial intermembrane space; nucleus; cytosol
Molecular function (GO): phosphatidic acid transfer activity
Source: RefSeq, a predicted model, not a curated record
AUGAUUCAAAUUUCGAUUGCCAGUUUAACUUCAACGAAGCUUUUAUCGAUAUGCUGCUGCGCACAUCUCUGAUAGCCUUAUCUUUAGUAUGACCUUUGCACAAACCAUCCGCACAUUUUUUCGGCUUAUUAUUCAAUAGACAAAUUAUAACUGAAAAUCAAAGAACUCGGCCCUACAAAUGAACAGCAUUGGCGAGGAUUGCAACGAGCUGAAGAAGCAGUACGAUGCCUGCUUCAACAGCUGGUUCACGGAGGGCUUCCUCAAGGGACAGACGGAUGACUCGGGCUGUGCGCCGAUUUUCAGGGUCUAUCAGGAGUGCGUCAAGCGCGCCAUGCGGGAGCAGAAGAUCGAGUUGCGGGAGGUGGGCACGGAGUACUCCACGGGUUCAGAGUACGACAAUGCCAGCAGUUCGGGCGCAAAGCCGCAGCCGAAGAGCAAAAGUUGACCCGUAACGCCACUCCAGCAUCCUGGCUACGGCCUCGAUUCCACAAUUGGCCAGGAACAGGCGCCCAGCUGUCGUCUCAUCGGUCAUCAGCGCCGCCACCAGAGAGGUGGCACAGCCUAGGAGUCUCCUGAGAUGACCACGUUCAAGGAGCAGCUUUGUUUCAGCCCUCGGCUCAACCUAAAUCUUAUAUAAAUUAUGUAGUGAAUGUCUUCUUACAACUAAGUUCAACUAGCCAGCUAAAAAGUGUUAUCUUCAGGUGGUCUCCGGUUUUGACUUCCUCAAAAGUAUUCUUAAAAGCGCAGGAAUACGUUAAAGCCGGAGUCCUCCUUACUGUGCAUAAAUGCAAUAAAGUGUUAUAUUAAUAUA